CCCCCUUUGUGUGUUUGUGAAGAUGUUAGCUAAGCGCUGCCUGUAAGGGUUGGGGGAGAGAGAAGAGGGGGACGGAGCAGCGUGUUUUGGGUCGUUGACGGCUCAUUUUUGAAAUUUCGAUCACCGCCGAUUUAGUUGGGCUUAAUGAAUGAACGCUGACACACAAACAGACUGAUUCGUGGUAAUUCUCGCACCGCCAGAGGAGAGCCAGAGAGGGGAGAGAGAGAGCACACCUCGAGCCGGGACUACACGCACACUACUCACCCACCACCACCACCCCUCCCUUCCUGGACACCCCCGGUCCAUUCUCUACCAGUCCCACGUCAUUUUCCCUCCUCCCUCGCCGACCGAGGAGCAAGGUUUAGGAGGGAUUAAUUCGACCAGCAAGAAAUAAAAUUACAACGGGAAAAUGUCGUGCAGCGAGGAUGAGAGGGACGACUUUGGAACCACGGACGAGCACUCACUAAUUCACGAUGAGGACGAGCCGGAGGAUGCUGUGUCUGACGUAGAUGAGGUACCCAAGUCCAAGAAGAAGAAGAAAGCCAAGAAGAGCAGCCGAGAGAGCCGCAGCAGCAAGAGGCAGAGACCCAUCCGAGAGGAGUUGCCAGUCAGCUCCCCAGAGCACCUGCUUGGAGUGGAGGCAGCAGAGAGGGAUGCUGAUGAGGGAGGUAUGCGGUCAGAGAGUGAAGGAAGUGAUUAUGCACCAGGGAGGAAAAAGAAGAAACGGUCCAGCUCCGCCAAAGACAAGAAGAAGGGAGGUGCGGCAGCAGAGAAGGGUGGCUCGUCCAGCUCGAAGAGCAAACGUAAAGACCCAGAGCCAGAAGAUGAUGAGGACGAUGACGAUGAUUGCCAGCCGAAAAGCUCUACCCAGCUGCUGGAAGCCUGGGGCAUGAAAGACAUAGACCACGUCUUUACUCAGGAAGACUACAGCUCCCUCACCAACUACAAGGCCUUCAGUCAGUUUGUCAGGCCAUUAAUUGCAGCUAAGAACCCCAAAAUUGCUGUGUCCAAGAUGAUGACUUUAAUGAUGGCUAAGUGGCGUGAAUUCAGCACGAACAACCCUCUGAAGGGUUGUGCCACUGCUAAUGCAGCCCUGGCAGCUGCCAAUGUGGCAGCAGCUGUGGAGAACAUGGUGGUAGCAGGGACAGAGAGUGGGGCAGAGACCGGUCCUGCUGCAUUGCCCGCACCAUCUUCAACUCCUGCCGCUGCUUCAGCACCUACUGCACCCCCAGCACCCCCAGCACCUCCACUCCGUAAGGCCAAGACCAAAGAGGGCAAAGGUCCCAAUGCACGUAGGAGGUCAAAGCCUACAUCUAAGCCUCCACCGAAACCAAAACCUAAGAAGGUGGCUCCACUCAAGAUCAAACUUGGAGGCCUCAACAGCAAGAGGAAGCGCUCCUCUAGCGAUGAAGAUGAACCUGAUGUUGACAGUGACUUUGAUGAUGGGAGCUUCUCAGUGUCAGAUGGCUCCAUCCGCAGCAGUCGUCCUAAGAAGAAACCCAAAAGUGCAAAGAAAAAGAAGAAAGUGGAGACAGAAGAUGGUGACGGCUAUGAGACAGACCACCAGGAUUACUGUGAGGUGUGCCAGCAGGGAGGAGAGAUCAUUUUGUGUGACACCUGUCCUAGAGCUUAUCACAUGGUCUGUCUGGACCCUGACAUGGAGAAGGCACCUGAGGGCAAGUGGAGCUGCCCGCACUGUGAGAAGGAGGGAAUCCAGUGGGAAGCCAGGGAUGAUCUGUCCGAGGCUGAAGGUGAGGACGAUGACGACAGGAGGGAUGAAGGGAUGGAGGAGGAAGACGACCACCACAUUGAGUUUUGCCGUGUGUGUAAGGACGGAGGAGAGCUGCUUUGCUGUGACACCUGCCCCUCCUCCUACCACAUCCACUGCCUCAACCCUCCUCUCCCCGAGAUCCCCAAUGGAGAGUGGAUCUGCCCCCGCUGUAAGUGUCCACCGAUGAAGGGCAAAGUUCAGAAGGUUUUAACGUGGCGCUGGGGAGAAGCACCGUCCCCCACCCCUGUCCCCCGGCCCGCAGAGCUGCCUGCUGAUGCUCCUGACCCCCCACCUCUGGCUGGCCGCAGAGAGAGGGAGUUCUUUGUCAAGUGGUGCAACAUGUCUUACUGGCACUGCUCCUGGGUGCUGGAGCUACAGUUGGAGCUGAACUGCCAAGUGAUGUUCCGCAACUACCAAAGGAAGACUGACAUGGACGAACCGCCGCCUGCUGACUUUGGAGGCGAGGGCGACGAUGACAAGAGCACCAAGAGGAAGAACAAGGAUCCCCUCUUUGUCCACAUGGAGGAGGAGUUUUGCCGCUAUGGAGUUAAGAUGGAGUGGCUGAUGAUCCACCGCGUUCUUAACCACAGUGUUGAUAAAAAGAACAAUGUACAUUACCUGAUCAAAUGGAGAGAUCUGCCAUAUGACCAGUCCACCUGGGAGAGUGAAGAUAUGGACAUUCCUGAGUACGACACCUACAAACAGACUUACUGGAAUCACAGAGAGUUGAUGAUGGGCGAGGAAGGCAGGCCCGGCAAGAAGCUGAAAAAGACAGUCAAAGUGAAGAAGGCAGAGCGCCCGCCUGCUAAUCCAGUUGUAGAUCCCACCAUCAAGUUUGAUCGUCAGCCUGACUACCUGGACAGCACAGGAGGAACUCUCCAUCCUUACCAGCUGGAAGGUUUGAACUGGUUAAGGUUUUCUUGGGCUCAGGCCACUGACACAAUCCUGGCUGACGAGAUGGGUUUAGGCAAGACAGUUCAGACAGCUGUCUUCCUCUACUCAUUGUAUAAAGAGGGUCACUCCAAAGGUCCAUUCCUUGUCAGCGCUCCGCUGUCCACCAUCAUUAACUGGGAGAGAGAGUUUGAGAUGUGGGCUCCUGACAUGUAUGUGGUCACCUACAUAGGGGACAAAGACAGCAGGGCUGUUAUCAGAGAGAACGAGUUCUCCUUUGAGGGAAAUGCCAUCAGAGGAGGAAAAAAGGCUUCCAAAAUGAAGAAAGACUCACCCGUCAAGUUCCACGUUCUGCUGACAUCCUAUGAAUUGAUCACCAUUGACCAGGCUGUGCUGGGCUCCAUUGAAUGGGCCUGUCUGGUUGUAGAUGAGGCCCACAGACUGAAGAACAACCAGUCAAAGUUCUUCAGAGUGUUGAACAACUACCCACUGCAACACAAGCUGCUGCUGACAGGCACUCCCCUUCAGAACAACCUGGAGGAGCUCUUCCACUUGCUAAACUUCCUAACCCCAGAGAGAUUCAACAACCUGGAAGGGUUUCUGGAAGAGUUUGCAGAUAUUGCCAAAGAGGACCAGAUCAAGAAGCUGCAUGACAUGCUGGGACCACACAUGCUCAGGAGGCUGAAGGCUGAUGUAUUUAAACACAUGCCUUCAAAGACUGAGCUCAUUGUUCGAGUGGAGCUGAGCUCCAUGCAAAAGAAAUACUACAAGUUCAUUUUAACACGUAACUUUGAGGCCCUGAACACUCGCGGAGGAGGCAACCAAGUGUCUCUGCUCAAUGUUGUGAUGGACCUCAAAAAGUGCUGUAACCACCCCUACCUCUUUCCAGCAGCUGCCAAUGAAGCACCAAAACUUCCAAAUGGCAUGUAUGAAGGCACUUCCCUGACCAAGGCUUCAGGGAAGCUGAUGCUGCUCCAGAAGAUGAUGAGAAGGCUGAAAGAAGGAGGCCACAGGGUUUUGGUUUUCUCCCAGAUGACCAAAAUGCUCGACCUGCUGGAGGACUUUCUGGAGAACGAGGGUUACAAAUAUGAGAGGAUUGAUGGAGGAGUCACUGGCAACUUGAGACAGGAGGCCAUUGAUCGCUUUAAUGCUCCUGGCGCUCAGCAGUUUGCGUUCCUCCUCUCUACCAGAGCUGGUGGUUUGGGCAUUAACCUUGCUUCUGCUGAUACUGUUAUUAUCUAUGACUCCGAUUGGAAUCCCCACAAUGACAUCCAGGCCUUCAGCAGAGCUCAUCGUAUUGGCCAGAACAGGAAAGUGAUGAUUUAUCGCUUUGUUACCAAAGCGUCAGUGGAGGAGAGGAUCACACAGGUGGCAAAGAAGAAGAUGAUGCUCACCCACCUGGUGGUGCGACCUGGCCUUGGGUCAAAGAUGGGCUCCAUGUCCAAGCAGGAACUUGAUGACAUUCUCAAGUUUGGAACGGAAGAACUGUUUAAGGAUGAAGUCGGAGAUGGGGACAACAAAGAGGAUGACAGCAGUGUUAUCCACUACGAUGACCAGGCAAUUGACCGUUUGCUUGACAGGAACCAGGAUGCCACAGAUGACACUGAGCUUCAGAGCAUGAACGAAUACCUCAGCUCCUUCAAAGUGGCCCAGUAUGUUGUCAAAGAUGAAGAUGAUGAGGAGGAGGAAGUGGAAAGGGAGGUGAUCAAGCAGGAGGAAAGUGUUGAUCCAGACUACUGGGAAAAGCUGCUUCGGCACCACUAUGAGCAGCAGCAGGAGGACCUUGCCCGCAAUUUGGGCAAAGGCAAAAGAACUCGAAAGCCAGUCAACUACAAUGAUGGCUCCCAGGAGGACCGAGGUAUAAGACAGGAUUGGCAGGAGGACCAGUCGGAUAACCAGUCUGAUUACUCAGUGGCCUCAGAGGAGGGUGAUGAAGACUUUGAUGAACGUGCUGAAGCCAAUGCCCGCAGACCAAACCGCAAAGGGUUGAGAAACGACAGGGACAAACCUCUACCUCCACUGUUGGCCAGGGUCGGGGGGAACAUCGAGGUACUUGGCUUCAAUGCACGGCAGAGGAAGGCUUUCUUAAAUGCAGUGAUGCGUUAUGGGAUGCCUCCCCAGGAUGCCUUCACUAACCAGUGGCUGGUCAGAGACCUACGAGGAAAGUCAGAGAAAGAAUUCAAGGCCUAUGUGUCCCUGUUCAUGCGUCACCUUUGUGAGCCGGGGGCUGACGGAGCUGAGACGUUUGCCGAUGGCGUCCCCCGGGAGGGUCUGUCAAGACAGCAUGUGCUCACUCGCAUCGGUGUGAUGUCACUCAUCAGGAAAAAGGUGCAGGAGUUUGAACAUGUGAAUGGUCAGUGGUCAAUGCCCUGGAUGGCAGAGCUGGAGGAGAACAAAAGAGCUGCAGCUUUGGCUGCAGGAGAAGACCCAAAGACUCCUUCCACCGGGACCCCUGCAGACACACAGCCCAACACUCCUGUUCCAGAAGAUUUAUCUAAAUCAGAGGACAAGGAUGAUAUGAAGAAGGAGGGAGAGGAUGGCAAAGCAGCUAAGAAGGCAGAUGAUCCAGAGAUUAUUGAAAUCCCAGAUGAGAAUGAAAAAUCCCCUGUUGUUGAAAAGAAAGAAGAAACAGACUCUGCUGCAGAGAAGGAGGACAAGGAGAAGGAGACCAUUGGAGACCAAGUGAAGGAGAAAGAAGCUGACGACACGAGCAAAGAGAAAGAAGAGAAGUUUUCAGCAGCAGUGGAGAAGGACAUUUCUGCCAACAUCAAGGGUGAAGGUUCAGAGAGCAAGAUGGAUUCAGAGGAGGGCAGACCUAGAGCUGAUGAAGGCAAAGAGGAGAAAAUGGACACUGGUGCAACUGCAGAGGAGAAAAAAGAACAAAAAGAGGAGAAGGACAGUGUGAAAGCAGACGAAUCUAGCAAACUGCAGAAUGGAGAGAACACUAAAGAUGGAGGAACAGCUGCACCUGUGGUUAAUGUCAGUGAAGAGAAAAAGAAAGCCACCAAGCAGAGGUUCAUGUUCAACAUUGCUGAUGGCGGAUUCACAGAGCUUCACUCUCUGUGGCAGAAUGAGGAGAGGGCAGCCACCGUCACCAAGAAAACCUUUGAGAUUUGGCACCGCCGCCAUGACUACUGGCUGCUCGCUGGCAUCAUACAACACGGCUACGCUCGAUGGCAGGAUGUACAGAAUGAUGUGAGGUUUGCCAUCCUCAAUGAGCCCUUCAAAGGGGAGAUGAGCAGAGGCAACUUCCUGGAGAUCAAGAACAAGUUUCUGGCCCGCAGGUUCAAGUUACUCGAGCAGGCGCUCGUGAUCGAGGAGCAGCUGCGCAGGGCAGCCUACCUGAACAUGACAGAGGACCCGGCUCAUCCCUCUAUGGCCCUCAACACACGUUUCAGUGAGGUGGAAUGUCUCGCCGAGUCCCACCAGCACCUCAGCAAGGAGUCCAUGUCUGGAAACAAGCCUGCCAAUGCAGUGCUGCAUAAAGUUCUCAAACAGCUUGAGGAACUGCUGAGCGACAUGAAGGCUGACGUCACCCGCCUCCCGGCUACCAUCGCCAGGAUACCCCCUGUGGCAGUGCGGCUACAAAUGUCAGAGAGGAAUAUCCUCAGCCGAUUGGCCAGCCGGGGCCCCGAGGUCACUGCUCAGAACCAGUCACAGACCGCACAGCAGAUGCAGGUGCCACGCUGACCAAUCCUCUCUCACAUUUCUCACUACCCAACCGAGGCCAGUUGUACUCACCUCACCGCCAUGUAGCAGACUUCCUCCCCCUCAGCAACCAUGUACAGCACAGUCAGGUUAGUUCUCCUUCCUCUGCACCCACAACCCAUCUCUGGACUCAGAAGAGCCUGUGCUCCUGGACUUUAUUUUGAAAAGACUGGGUCUGUAGAUGUUGGAUGGGAGCGAAUGGAAGAAUCAGUUCUCUUUCUUUGCGGCAGACUAGAUACAGAAGUCUUUCUCCUCCACUGGGAAUCGAAUUGAACCCCACUGUCCAGAACACUGAACUGCGGGCAUCUCCUCUGACCUGUCCUUACAGCAGGAUCUAACAUGUGUGUGUAACUAUAUGUAUAAUGAAGCAGAAGAGGCUAGACUGGAAGGGAAGCAGCAUGUUUGGAGUAUACUGGUGCUUUGUAGUAACUUUUGGAUUAUUCCAGACUUCAAAGGAUUUUAUUGUGCUUGUUUUCACCUUUAGGAGAUUGUGAAAUUAUGUUUUUGGGUUUUUUUUUUUUUUAGAAGUCAUUUAACUCUAAUGUCCUCAUUUGUAUGUGUGUGUGUGGAGAGUGAUGAUGUGUGUGUGUGUGUGUGUUUCCUGUAUGUAUGUAUUAAACCGGGCAUAUUGACGUGCAUCUCUACUGCAGAAUGCCCCGACACUGAGAGGCUGUUACUGUCACUUUUGUAUCAGUCAGUCACAUUUGUUACCUCUUUUCUCAUCCUUCCCAAUCUCCCACCUGCUCCGUCAGGUGACCCAAUCGGGGAAUCAACUCUUUGUGUUCACAAACCCAACCAGCACCUUGACAUUCCUAGCUGCUCCACAGAUUUGCUCCAUGGGAAGUCUCCUGUAAUACAAACUUGCAAUAGCUCCCCAGCUUUUAGGUACAUGGGUUGACUCUGAGGAUGGUGGCAAUCUUAAGUUAAUUUAAUUUCUUACUGUCUAUUAUGUUGUUUUGCAUUGUUGAAUAUUAUUAUGGUUACCACCUUGUUGUUUUUAUCAUUGCUGUUUGUUUUUAUGGACUACAAUAAAAAAAAUCAACAGUU
Molecule: messenger RNA, 7417 nt
Organism: Archocentrus centrarchus (flier cichlid)
Lineage: Eukaryota; Metazoa; Chordata; Actinopteri; Cichliformes; Cichlidae
Gene: chd4b
Product: chromodomain helicase DNA binding protein 4b
Exons: 40
Coding region: 410-6352 (1980 amino acids)
Biological process (GO): chromatin remodeling
Cellular component (GO): nucleus; NuRD complex; chromatin
Molecular function (GO): ATP binding; DNA binding; chromatin binding
Source: RefSeq, a predicted model, not a curated record